AUUUUGCUCAGUCUUGCCCCCCCUGUCUUCUUCUCCAAUUCUCAUCCCUUUUCUUUUCCCUUCUCCUUCUUCUCUCCUCUCUUGAACCUCUUCCUUUCCUUUGCUGCAUCAGCCACUGAACAUGUCCAUCCGUGUGUUUCUUAAGCGUAUCUGGCCCAGAGUAAACUGCAGUUUAUCGUGUUACAUCGUCGCAUAUAUUUAUCUCCGAAGGUUUACUAAAAGAUAUCCAUUGGCCCUCAUAGACUCAUAUAGCAUCCACAACUUCAUCAUCACCAGUCUUCUUCUCGCCGCGAAGUUUAUGCAUAACAAAAAGUAUAAGAAUCCUGAUUUCGCGAUCCUCGGGUUGUUGCCGAAGGCAGAGAUGCACAUGUUGGAAACUAAGUUUCUGGCUGCCAUAGACUACAGAUUGCAUGUAUCAACUGAAGAGUAUAUGAACAUCUGCAUCUGGAUGAGUAUGAGUAUGAGUAAAACUUCUGAAAUCUGUCCUUCUCCUUCCUGCUGCUAUGAAGGAUUGCAUCAACAUUCACAUGAAGAUCAUGGACAAUUUUUUUUUUCUUUCUUUUUUUAGCUUUUUAAUAUAUAUCUUGUUUGUA
Molecule: messenger RNA, 593 nt
Organism: Dioscorea cayenensis subsp. rotundata (Guinea yam)
Lineage: Eukaryota; Viridiplantae; Streptophyta; Magnoliopsida; Dioscoreales; Dioscoreaceae
Product: cyclin-U4-3-like
Exons: 2
Coding region: 122-568 (148 amino acids)
Biological process (GO): regulation of cyclin-dependent protein serine/threonine kinase activity
Molecular function (GO): protein kinase binding
Source: RefSeq, a predicted model, not a curated record